AUGCACUCCUACCAGUUCUCUCCCAUCCCCUUUAUCUAUCCCCGAUUAGGUUUCUCUAGACACCGACAUGUCGCAUUGCUGGACCUCUCGAUUAGAAGCUUCACUGCUAUGGAAAAAGAGAUGGCUAUCUACGAUGCAUUACAACUUCAACCACACCGUAACUUUACUCAAAGACUUGGACCUGGCAGCACUGAUUACUUGUUUAUUGAAAGACUUGAUCCGUUGCAAAAGGUGUGGUCGGUUGCGAGCCGUGAAGAUCGUCACCGAUGGGCCCUAGAUUUGCUUGAUGCAACCAGCUGGCUGGAGAAGCUUGGCUUUAUUCACGGAGAUCUCGCAGUACGUAAUCUAGGUGUUGACAGCGUCAAUACCUUGAAGAUCUUCGACUUCGGAUCAAGUUCACCAUCUGAAUCUUCAACUGACGUGAUAACCGAUCACUUCGAUUUAGCAACGUGUUUGCAUUUUAUUCUUUCGGGUGUGGAUCCUUUUGCAGGUGUUCAGUCGCGUUCAGAAGCUAUUCAGAUACGAGAUACGCUACAGGCUGGUCGAUGGACUAUCGCACAAGGCGCUGAAGUUAUUGGGGGUGUUAUUCAGGACGGUUGGACUGGAAGGGCUGGCGCUAAGUCUUUUAAGGACCUGUUAAACCAAGUCACUAGGAUCUUGGGCGUUCCAAGUGUGCCUCUAGACUUGAAGGCUAGGAGAGAGUAUUACCAACGUCUUCAGCUGCGCUGUCAGGAUUGGUUGUGUAAUACACCGAAGAACCCGCUUUGGAAGAAGCCCGACGAGUAUAUUGCGAGCCCAAUUAAUAGCACCCUCUUUAAGUUACUAAGCACCCUUAUUAUAGCUUAUUAUAACUAUACUAUGCUUAGUUACGGUUCCCUCGCCUAG
Metarhizium acridum CQMa 102 is the source of this 885-nucleotide messenger RNA. The record is from RefSeq and is a predicted model, not a curated record. NCBI's taxonomy places the organism in Eukaryota, Fungi, Ascomycota, Sordariomycetes, Hypocreales, Clavicipitaceae.